AUCCGUAUACUCCAUCAGCAUGGGUAGCUACUCCACACAUCAAGUUCUUUCUCUGCUCAAAAAAGGGAAAAGGCUUCAAAAUUUCUUGUUGCAAGCUGAAUUAAAACUAUUAGGACGUGCAGCAAAUAAAUUUUAUGAUAAUUUUGACCCUGAUGAAAAGCUGUGUCAAUCAAUAUUAAAUAAAUACCGUAUAUCAUCACGACAUAUUCUUAAUUAUCAAUUCUCUCCCAGUAAAAAGCUAUUAGCAGCACAAGUCGAGGCUAAUAAAACACUUAUAAUUAAUUCAGAUGAAGGACAUAUUGAUUCAAUUAAUUGUAAUCCUUCUCAGAUAUUGUUGCCUAAUGAUAGUUCCAUACUUUAUGUAACUAAGAGCUCUGUCAAUGAAAGACCUCAUGAAGUUUGGAGUCGGUCGCUACAAAAGCAAGAUACUUUAUUGUAUCAAGAAAAUAAUGAAAGUAUGCAAUUGAAUUUGGCACAAACAAGAGACAAUAAAUACAUUACUAUUACCUCUGUUUCAAGACUCUGCUCAGAAGUUAGGUUGUUACCUUUAUCCAUGGAUAUGUCAUGCUCUCCAGCAUUAGUAAAAGAAGCUGGAACUAAUAAUUAUUACUAUAUUGAUAGUGCACAUGACAGAUUAUAUAUUUUAACAAAUUAUUUACAAGAAAAUAGUAACUUUCAGUUGAUGACAGCUUCAUAUGGAUGUUCAAGCAGAUGGGAACCAUUUUACAUUCCUGACAGCAAUUUUAUAUUGCAAGAUAUUGAACUCUUCAACUCAUUCAUUGUAAUGUAUGGAAACACACGUGAUCCAACAUUACCUGUCAUCAUAAUUAAUAACAUUAAAAAUGAAACGUUUCACAAAAUUGUAUUAAAAGACUUUACUUAUGUACAAAAAGCAAGCAAUAAUUAUUUAUCUGAGGCUAUUAAACUGACUGCUUCCUCAGUAAUAUCACCUCCAAAACAUAUUACAAUUUCUCAUGAAGGAGACAUAUCAUUUAAGAACAAAACCAACUUUAAAUUACAUUUGAAGCAUUUGAAAGCAAAAGCUAAGGAUGGUGUUAUGAUUCCAAUCACAUUGUUUUAUGAUUCAAAAAGAAUUGAAUUGAAUGGAUCUAAUCCAAUGCUUAUGAUUGCAUAUGGUUGUCAUGGAGUAUCACUGUACACUGGAUAUGAUGAAACACUACUUCCAUUAAUAAGAAGAGGGUGGAUAUUAGCCUACUGCCAUAUAAGAGGAGGAGGUGAGUUAGGAAGACAGUGGUAUUUUGAUGCAGUUAAAGAAAAGAAACUGAACUCUUUUAACGAUCUAAUUUAUUGUGCUAAUCAUCUCCAUAGAACUGGAUACUCUUCUCCUCAACUAACUGCUUUAUAUGGAAGGAGCUCUGGAUCACUUAGUGUUGCUGGAGUAUGCAACAUUGACCCAGAAAUAACAAAAGCAGUCAUACUGGAAAUGCCAUUGGUUAAUCUAAUGGAUAAUUUAUUAAAUGGGAAUCAUUACAUUAAUGCAAUGGACUCUGAGGAGUUUGGUGAUCCAAAUAUGGAGGGAGUAGUUGAGUCAAUAUGUCCUUUUCACAACUUAAGGAAACAAAACUAUCCGUCAUUUCUUAUCACUGCAUCAACGAUUGAUCCACUAGUGAUGUAUUCUAGUGUAGAAAGAUAUGUGAAGAGGUUAAAGGAUUGCAUAGAGCAAUACAGAGCAACUUCUGUCAGUGAUUGUCAUACUGAGGGCAUGAAAAGAGGAACAGUUAUAUUUCAUAAAGAAACUGACUCUUCACAUUAUUGGGCUGAUAGCUCCGCCAUUCAGAAACAAGCUCUACUUAAGUUAAAUUUUCUCAUUAAUGCAGUUCAAAGAGGAUAAAAAUCAA
This is a messenger RNA of Amphimedon queenslandica, 1859 nucleotides long. RefSeq names its product prolyl endopeptidase-like. Gene Ontology annotation, molecular function: serine-type endopeptidase activity. Lineage: Eukaryota; Metazoa; Porifera; Demospongiae; Haplosclerida; Niphatidae. The transcript has 18 exons. The record is from RefSeq and is a predicted model, not a curated record. Gene Ontology annotation, biological process: proteolysis. The coding region runs from base 20 to 1852 and encodes 610 amino acids. Gene Ontology annotation, cellular component: Golgi apparatus; cytoskeleton.